GUUGGAUCAUGUGGACAGUUCAUCAUGUAUAAACCCACCCCAUUCUUGUGCCCAGCUCAGCCUGGCACCAUGGAGAUCGUCUUGUUCGCUCUUCUGCUGAGCGCCACAGCAGCCUCACAGCUGGAGGAUGAUGAUAAGAUAAUAGGUGGAUAUGAGUGCUCGCCCCACUCCCAGCCCUGGCAGGUCUAUUUCACGUACGGCUCAGGCUACCGCUGGUGCGGGGGGUCACUCAUCAAUGAGUGGUGGAUCGUCUCAGCAGCUCAUUGCUACAAAACGCCCAGUACCCUGGUGGCUCAUCUCGGGGAGCAUGACACCAGUGCAGACGAGGGCACUGAGCAGCAUAUCCAAGUGGCCAAAGCCAUCCAGUUCCCCCAGUACAGCCAACGCACCAUGAAUAAUGACAUCAUGCUGGUGAAGCUAGCCCAGCCGGCUCGGUUCGGUGCCUACGUGCAACCAAUCCCCAUCUCCAGCAGCUGCCCUGUGCCAGGGACAGAGUGCCUGGUCUCUGGCUGGGGGAACCUCCUCACAUCUGGGGUUCAGUACCCGGAUGCCCUACAGUGUCUGAAUGUGCCCAUCCUCUCUGACUCUGCCUGCCGUGCCGCCUACCCUGGUCGCAUCACCACAAACAUGUUCUGUGCUGGCUACAUAGAAGGGGGCAAGGACUCUUGUCAGGGAGACUCCGGUGGGCCAGUGGUCUAUAAUGGAGAGUUGACGGGAGUGGUGUCCUGGGGCAUUGGGUGUGCCCAGAAGAAUUACCCUGGCGUCUAUACCACAGUGUGUAACUACGUGUCCUGGAUUGCGGAGGUCAUUGCCAACAACUGACAUGUGCAACCGCAGAGUAUUUCUCCUGGCAGAGAGGCUGCAUUCAGACCUCCCCGUCCCGCUUUGCCUGCUGUCUGGAUAAAAGUGAUUGAAACCUUCUCAGUAAAACCGGGGGGCUGCCGUGACGCCAAGAAACCCAGUAGGGAAGACACAAGAUGCUUAUGAGAGAAGCAUCAAAUGAGGCUAUGAAAUCCCAACUCAUCAAUAAAAUUCAGUUCCUACA
This is a messenger RNA of Malaclemys terrapin pileata, 1045 nucleotides long. RefSeq names its product trypsin-like. Gene Ontology annotation, molecular function: serine-type endopeptidase activity. Gene Ontology annotation, biological process: proteolysis. The record is from RefSeq and is a predicted model, not a curated record. Bases 25 to 822 code for a protein of 265 amino acids. The transcript has 5 exons. NCBI's taxonomy places the organism in Eukaryota, Metazoa, Chordata, Testudines, Emydidae.